Dromaius novaehollandiae (emu) is the source of this 1283-nucleotide messenger RNA. RefSeq names its product nudix hydrolase 8 (gene NUDT8). The transcript is spliced from 4 exons. The coding region runs from base 211 to 867 and encodes 218 amino acids. Gene Ontology annotation, molecular function: coenzyme A diphosphatase activity. The record is from RefSeq and is a predicted model, not a curated record. NCBI's taxonomy places the organism in Eukaryota, Metazoa, Chordata, Aves, Casuariiformes, Dromaiidae.
GGUGGAUGUACUACCGGCAAGUUGGGGUGCACAGCUGGCAGGAGGGUCUCGCACCUGGCGGAACGGGGUCCUCGGGGGCCCGCGGCGCUGGCGGGAAGCACGAGGGGCGGACGCGUCCCCCGGCCGGGCCUGGCCGCCCCCCCGCGCUGGCGGCGGGCGGGGCCGCCCCGGAAGGGCCCCGCAGGCAGCUCGGCCGCCCCCGGCGGCGCCAUGCUGGGGCCCGGCGGCGCGGCGGCGGCGCGCGGGUACCUGAGCGGCGGCAGCGAGCGGCGGUGCCGGGCGCAGCUGGCGGCGGCGGCGGCGGCGGCGGGGCGCGGGGCGGCGGCGGCGGCGGCGGCGGUGCUUGUGCCGCUGUGCGCCGUGCGCGGCCGCCCCGCGCUGCUCUUCACGCUGCGCUCCCGCGCCCUGGGCGGCGCCCACAGCGGCGACGUGAGCUUCCCCGGCGGCAAGCGCGACCCGGCGGACGGCGACGCGGUGGCCACGGCGCUGCGGGAGACGCGGGAGGAGCUGGGCCUGGCCCUGGACCCCGAGCGCGUCUGGGGCCUCCUGCGGGCCGUACCCGACCGGCGGGGAAUGAUGGUGGCUCCCGUCCUUGCGAACCUGGGGCCGUUGGAGGACCUGACUCUUAUGCCCAACCCCCAGGAGGUUGAGGAGGUCUUCACCGUCCCCGUGGCUCACCUGCUGCAGACGGAGAACCAGGGCUACACCCACUUCCGCUCCAAGGGCCGCUACAGCUACACACUGCCUGUCUUCCUCAAUGGGCCUUACAAGGUGUGGGGGCUCACGGCCAUCAUCACUGAGCUGACGCUGGAGCUGCUGGCGCCUGACCUCUACCACAGGAAGACACGGGUGACUGGUGACCGCUGAGCCCCCUGCCACCCUGCUCCUCUGUUAGCAGGGAGGGCUCAGUCCUGAGUCGGGAGGCAGAGGGAGGGGAUACGGCAGGCUACUGGGGUGGAUGGUGGGCUUUGCAAAGUGCUCGCAGGCCUGGGAUGUGGGCCAGUGGUGGCUGAUGCAGAGCCUGUACAGACGGACUUUUCUGAGGGGCUCGUCUGUGCUGCUGUUUUAUUCCUCCGGGGCCUUUGGGCACCUCUAGGACACGCUCGCUGCAUGCUCCUGAUUAGCAGGAGGCUGCUGCUGGGAAACCAGGGCAGCCCAGGAGCCGGCUCCACUGUCUCCCAUCCAUGGUGCUGCCAGCCCUUUGCCACGGGGCUCCAGCAGGCCUGUGCCCAUGGUUGAUGUCACACCUUGUGAUUUAGCAAAGUAAAGUACAAUGUUUUAAA